AUGGAGGAGCGACCGCCGGACGUACCGCUAAUCGUGACGCCGCCGUGCGCGGCCGUGGCGGCGGCGCUCACCUCCCGGCGCGCCGCGUCCGCGCGCAGCUCCCGCGACGAACCGCCGCCGUCCACAUGGCGCUCCUCGGUGCGUGUGCGCGACACCAGUUUCCGCGGCUCCCGCAAGAGCGUCGUACGCCUCGAACCGCCCUGUAAUGGUCUCAACGGGUUGCCCGCCAUCGGCAAGGAGGUGCUAUCUCUUGGUGCGACAGGUGGCCACAAGGGAACGACCACACCUUCCCACCCCUGUACUAUCCUCCACCAUUCUCCUUAUAAGGCCGCUUGGGAUUGGUUGAUACUAAUAUUAGUGAUAUACACAGCAAUAUUCACACCAUACGUGGCAGCAUUUCAACUAAACGAGCCGGACUUCGACAAGCGUUCUCGGGGUUUUGGCCAGGAUCCUAUUGUUAUUAUUGAUAUGAUAGUGGAUGUGACCUUCAUCAUUGACAUCCUGAUAAAUUUCCGCACCACCUACGUGAAUGUUGCUGACGAGGUGGAAUCUGAUCCAGCCAAGAUCGCCAUGCACUACUUACGUGGCUGGUUCCUCAUCGACCUAGUCGCUGCAAUUCCAUUCGACCUUCUACUCUUCGGCACCGACACCGACGAACAGGGGCUGGAAAGUGAUGAGACAACUACCCUCAUUGGUUUACUAAAAACAGCGCGACUGUUGCGUUUAGUGCGGGUUGCAAGAAAAAUUGAUAGAUAUUCUGAAUAUGGCACCGCCGUCCUCCUCCUUCUUAUGGCCACCUUUGUACUUAUUGCGCACUGGCUGGCCUGUUUAUGGUAUGCCAUCGGAAGUUGGGAAAGACCUCAGCUGCACGCUCCUAUCGGCUGGCUCGAUGCUCUAGCCAAUGAUGUGCAAGCGUCCUACGAUAAUUCCACUGGACCUUCUAUGAGGUCCCGAUACAUUACAGCUUUAUAUUUCACAUGCACUUCAUUGACCAGCGUUGGUUUUGGAAAUGUUGCACCUAAUACUGACAUGGAAAAGGGUUUUACGAUAUUUGUUAUGCUCGUCGGAUCGCUGAUGUAUGCCAGUAUAUUUGGAAAUGUUUCUGCGAUAAUUCAAAGACUGUAUUCGGGGACCGCACGGUACCACACACAAAUACUCCGAGUUCGUGAAUUUAUUCGUUUUCAUCAGAUUACGAACCCACUCCGCCAAAGACUGGAAGAGUAUUUCCAACAUGCUUGGAGCUACACAAACGGCAUCGAUACGUCUAGUGUCCUAAAAGGUUUUCCAGAAUGCCUCCAAGCUGAUAUUUGCUUACAUUUAAACAGAAACCUGUUAGCUAGCUGUGCAGCUUUUGAUGGAGCCAGUCCUGGAUGCCUGAGAGCAUUAUCGUUGCGAUUCAAGACGACGCACGCGCCUCCUGGCGAGACUUUAGUUCACAGAGGCGAUGUACUCACUUCACUGUAUUUCAUAUCUCGAGGCUCUAUUGAGAUAUUAAAAGACGAUAUUGUUAUGGCUAUCUUAGGUAAAGACGACAUCUUUGGAGAAAAUCCGUGUACGCAUAGCACAGUGGGCCGGAGCAAUUGCAGAGUGCGAGCUCUUACCUACUGCGACCUGCAUCGCGUACAUAGGGACGACCUUCUGGACGUCCUGGAGUACUACCCCGAGUUUCGUGCCACGUUUGUCAACAGUCUGGAGAUAACUUUUAACAUGAGAGAUGACGAGUUGAGUGGAAUAGAACCCAAACGGCGAAUGCGCUACGAGAAUCCAAAUGAGGCGCGGCUAUUACGAGAAGCCUACGCCCGAACAACCCGACGGCCACAUACAGAAACCUUCGCUGAUAAGGAUUCCCAAUGCAGCGACGAGGAUACAGAGUCGCCGCCCAGUAGAGGAAUUUUGGAGUUUUCUACUGACAAAGCAGGCCAGGAUGUUACCCCACUAAAUUUUAACUUUAGUAAACAGAGAUCAACGACACUUAAUUCGAUAACAGGCAUGCUUGCGCACUUUAAACGGAGCUUCCCAGACCUCUACCAUCAUAAAACACACCAGCCGCUGCAUAACAAGUACUCGCAAUCUACUCCGCAAACGUACAGAGGCCGAGGUGCUGUCAGACGUCAAUCUUCUGUUGGGCCACUGAACGACACGUCUCCUUUAACAUCAGCUGCUGCAGGGGAGGCAGCAGUUAGCACUCCAGCACAUAGUACAACCCUCCCCGUAUCCAGCCUCAGCACAAAUCCUAGCUCCUAUUACACAAAUGCGUCUCCUAGCCCGCCAACACCGGCUCCGGUCCAUGUAUCCUGUGAUGACAUUCUGGCACCAUCUGCUCAAUCCGUUGGAAGAACUCCUUCGUCUCGGUCAGCGCCACACUCAGCUAUCAACUUGCAUAUGACUGGACGACCGACAGCGCUACUCUUUAAUGGAGAUAAGGCGCAAAAUGGACAGGAUACGGUAUCCCCGCAGUACCAAAACGUUGGAUCAGCCACGGCUGCCUCUGUCACAACCAUCCUAACCAGGCUGGAGGAGCUGAGCCGUAGGGUUGCCAUGUUGGAAAAUGGGUUAACAGCUGAUGUGCGAAGAAUCCUUCAGCUGCUCCAAGCCCGAGAACUGCCACACCACAAUUCGGCACCAGCGCACACUCCAGCACAGCCUUUGCCUAAAGCCUCGCUUUCGGUGCCACAGAAUCAUGACAAUCAAUGGGAAUGGAGCUGGAAUGGAGAUCGCGAGCGCAGCAACCGCGUGCGCAGCGAACGGGCGGAGCGCACGCCGGGAGUCCAGCGCUCCGCCUCCGAACCGCACGCACCCGUUCCGCCCGCCCUUCCGCCGCCCCCGCAUUCCCACUCCUUUUACAGGUAA
Molecule: messenger RNA, 2850 nt
Organism: Pieris macdunnoughi
Lineage: Eukaryota; Metazoa; Arthropoda; Insecta; Lepidoptera; Pieridae
Source: the annotation of a GenBank genome assembly